AUGUCGAACUUUACCUGGUACAACAGUGAGUCCAGGGACCAGCUGAAGCAGUGUUUCUCCAGGCGGCCCCCCGAGGCCAAGGACACCGACACCCUCGUGCAGGAAGCCGACAGCCAGUAUGGGACAUGGACAGACCAGCGCCAGAGCGGGGAGAGUCUGGCCCCCGAGUCCCCGUCCCCGGACAGCAGUGCCGUGUCGGCCCGGAAGCAGCUCCCCAGCAGCCGCUUGUCCUCACUGUCCUCCCAAACGGAGGCCACCUCGGCCGGGGACCAGCACAGCUGCUCCAGAGACCAGCGGAGCACCAGCGUGGACCAAUCCAGUACCGAUUUGGAAUCCACGGAUGGGAUGGAGGGGCUGCCUCCGCCAGACCCCUGCCCCGUGAAGAGGGUGGACGACUUCUCCUUCAUUGAUCAAACCUCAGUCCUCGACUCAAGUGCCCUCAAGACCCGGGUGCAGCUCAGCAAGAGAAGCCGCCGCCGGGCUCCCAUCUCCCACUCCCUCCGGCGCAGCCGAGUCAGUGAGUCGGAGAGCAGGUCUCCUUUGGAGGAGGAGGCUGACAACGUGUGGAUGUUCAAGGACUCAACAGAAGAGAAAUCUCCCAGGAGGGAAGAGUCCGAUGAGGAGGAGGAGAAGCCCUCCAGGGCUGAGAGGACCCCCACCAGCCAUCCGCAGAGGAUGCCUGUGUUUCCAGGCAUGGACCCGGCAGUGCUAAAGGCUCAGCUGCACAAGAGGCCAGAGGCUGACAGUCCCAGUGAGGCCCCAGGCUGGGCCCCCCAGCCCAAGACCCCCAAGUCCCCCUUCCAGCUGGGCAGUCGCGUGCUGCCCUCCAGCAUGGAGAAGGACGACAGGUCAGAAGAGCCCUCUCCCCAGUGGUUAAAGGAGCUAAAAUCCAAGAAGAGGCAAAGCCUGUAUGAGAACCAAGCUUGAGCAGACAAGGGUCACUGCCACAUCUAACGAACAGAAGCCUUAACUGUCAGAACCCGAAGAUGAGGCCACACUGAUGCCAUUCCUUCCUGCACAAGGCUCCCUCCCUGGGCCCUUCCAGUGGGGUGGAGAACACGGCCCCGUGCCUCCUGCCUCUCCACAGGCUCCCCUCCCCCGCCGCCGAUCGGGGCGCGAAGACCCGCCCUCCUCAAGCCCUUGCAUGUCUCCGCAGACAACACUUGAGGCUGAGGACGAAGCCAGGCUGCCCAGAAUUGUCCAUGCUGGUGGUUUUGUGUUUUAUGUGAACACUGUGCAUUUCUACCCACCGUAGACAUCACUCUGGGACCGUCAGUCUGAGGCUGGACCAUCUCCCCGGGUUCUGGAAAACACCUGUAUUAUGAGGGCACCUCUCCCCUCGCCACCCCCACCAACCCCCACCAGGGCAGGUCCUUUCAAAAGCCUGUUUCCAAGGAAGAAGAGACUCCGUUUCCUGCUGUGACUGUGGCCCAAGGCAGGGUCAUGGGGUUGGGUUGUGAUUGCUUUAUGGGCCAGUUCCACCUCCUUCCCUCUCCCAAGAAUCAGCAGCUCCAAUUUUUUAAACAUA
Messenger RNA from Leptonychotes weddellii (Weddell seal), 1528 nucleotides. The record is from RefSeq and is a predicted model, not a curated record. Lineage: Eukaryota; Metazoa; Chordata; Mammalia; Carnivora; Phocidae.